Molecule: messenger RNA, 12174 nt
Organism: Grammomys surdaster
Lineage: Eukaryota; Metazoa; Chordata; Mammalia; Rodentia; Muridae
Gene: Dnah12
Product: dynein axonemal heavy chain 12
Exons: 71
Coding region: 1-12174 (4057 amino acids)
Biological process (GO): microtubule-based movement
Cellular component (GO): dynein complex
Molecular function (GO): ATP hydrolysis activity; minus-end-directed microtubule motor activity; dynein light intermediate chain binding
Source: RefSeq, a predicted model, not a curated record
AUGUCAGAUCCUAACAAAACUGCCAUUACAGCAGAAAAGGAAGCUUUGAACUUGAAGUUGCCCCCCAUUGUUCAUCCUCCAAAAAACAUAGGUGUCGACACGCCAAAACAAAGUGAGCUGCUAAAUUACAGAAGGUCUAAGGAGCAGCAGAAGAAGAUCAAUCAGUUAGUAAUUUCUGGAGCUAAAAAAAGUCUAGACAAAACCCUGGAUAAAAGAAUACCUCCAUUACCAGAGCCAGACUACCCUCCAACUAUGACCAGUGCAAUUAAGAAAAAAGGAUUAAACUACAUUUUCAUGAAGCAGUGUGUGGAGAGUAGCCCUAUAGUACCUAUCCAGCCACAAUGGCUGGACCACAUGUUGAUGCUGAUACCUGAGCACCUAAAGGAAGGGAAACAAAGAGAAGAACUGCUUGGAAGUCUCAUAAAUGAGGUCUCAGUGGACUUUGAAAAGAGCAUGAAGAGAUAUUUGGUUCAGAGUGUUCUUGUGAAGCCUCCAGUUAAAUGGCUUGAAGAUGAAGGGGGCCCUUUGCCUGAAUCUCCUGAAGGACUAGAUUAUUCCAAUCCUUGGCAUUCUAACUUUGUGCAGGCAAGAAGUCAAAUAUUAGCUAAUUUGCACAUUGUUCAUCCAACUAUGAAAACUUUACUGGAGCUUGGUUAUACAACAUUUGCUAAAACAAUUCUGCUGGACUUAACAGGAAUUAGAGCUAGAGGUCCAAUUGAUUGUGAAGCACUGAGAAAUGAUCUAUCAAUUCAAGCUAAAAAAUCAGAAGAGAAGAUAAUGAACACAUGGUAUCCAAAGGUUAUAAAUCUCUUUACUAAGAAGGAGGCACUAGAAGGCAUCAAGCCUGAAAAAUUGGAUUCCUUUUAUAACUGUGUUUCCAUACUUAUGUCAAAUCAGCUAAAGGAUCUCUUAUGGAGAACUGUAGAAGAAUUCGUAACACUCUUUGAUUCAAGAUAUCUAAACAGGCUUCCAAUAUUUAAGAUGGAAUUGACAUUUGAUGAUGAUAAAAUGGAAUUUUAUCCCACUUUUCAAGAUUUAGAAGAUGUUGUCUUGGGAUUGAUAGAACGGAUAUCUGAAACUCUGCAGACUGUCCAAACAGUACCUUCUUGGCUGUCAGGAACUUCAUCGCCUGUCAAUCUUGAUACAGAACUUCCAGAACAUGUGCUGUACUGGGCCCUCAGUACGCUGAGGAUAGCAGUACAGCAGAACCUAGAAGGUGCAAAAGCACAUUACAAAACAUACGUUAAAAACUACAACUGGCUCCUUGACGGGACUGCAACAAAGAUGGUACAGAAUUUCCAGGCAGGAAACCAUACUUUUGACGAGUACACAGAGUUUAUAGAAAAAUUUUUCAAUCUUGCUUCAGAAAUAAUGCUUUUGCCUCAGUGGGCUCAUUAUCCUAUGGUUCGUUUGGACUGUGAAGACUUGAAGAUAGGCUUGACGAAUAAAGCAAGAGCCUUUGCAAACAUUUUAUUAAAUGACAUAGCUUCAAAACAUAGAAAAGAAAAUGAAGCUAUUUGCAGUGAAUUUGAAGCAAUUAAAGAGCAUGCUCUACGAGUUCCUGAGACAACAGAAGAAAUGAUGGAACUAAUCGCUUACGUAGAAAGAGCUCGAACCAUAGGAAUUCAUGACUUGGCUCUAAGGAUCCAGGAAUCUAAACGCCAAAUGAGUUACUUUUUAGAUGCUUUUCUAAUGUCUCAAGAAGACUUAAAUUUAAAUUCAACUGUCCUCUUGUGGCCUACUAAAAUCUCCCCUGUCUUUGAUGAGAAUGAUGAACUCAUUGAGAAUUCUAAACAUGCAAAAGAAAAUGAACUAAUAGCCAAGAGAGAGAAACUGAUUUUGGAAAUAGAAAAAGAAUCACGUCGCAUGGACGAGUUCACAGAGUUUGCAGAACUGGACCGAAUGCAACAGUACGUGGCAGAUGUAAGACAACUACAGAAGCGUAUUCAGGAAUCGGAAGAAGCUGUUCAGUUUAUUAAUAAAGAAGAGGAACUUUUCAAGUGGGAAUUGACAAAGUAUCCUGAACUGGAAAAAUUAAAAGUCACCAUUGAGCCCUACCACAAGUUUUUUAAUUUUGUUCUGAAGUGGCAGCGAACAGAAAAACGGUGGAUGGAUGGAGGGUUUCUGGACCUUAAUGGAGAAAGCAUGGAAGCUGACAUAGAUGAGUUUUCCCGAGAAGUUUUUAAGACUCUGAAGUUCUUCCUCACUAAGCAAAAGAAAGAAUUACAAGAAAGAAGAAAGGCAGCAAGAAAACGAUCUUUGAUGGAAGAGAAACCUGAGGAAGAACCAAAAGAAAGUCCUACAAUUACUAUGUGUGCAACAGUAAUGGAGCAGAUAAAGGCUUUUAAGGAAUAUAUCCCUACAGUCUCCAUCCUGUGCAAUCCAGGAAUGAGAGCUCGUCACUGGAAACAGAUGUCAGAAAUUGUGGGCUAUGACUUGACUCCAGAUUCUGGAACUACACUGAGAAAAGUCUUAAAAUUAAACCUUGCACCAUACUUAGAAAGUUUUGAAGUUAUAAGUGCUGGUGCAAGUAAGGAAUUUUCCUUAGAGAGGGCCAUGAAUGCUAUGAUAGCAACUUGGGAUGAUAUUUCUUUUCAUAUAAGUCUGUAUCGUGAUACUGGAGUCUGUAUCCUUUCUUCAGUGGAUGAGAUUCAGGCAAUUCUUGAUGAUCAGAUUAUAAAAACUCAGACAAUGAGAGGUUCACCUUUUAUCAAACCAUUUGAAAAUGAGAUCAAGGCCUGGGAAGACCGUCUGAUUCGAAUCCAGGAGACAAUUGAUGAAUGGUUGAAAGUACAAGCUCAGUGGCUGUACUUAGAGCCCAUCUUCUGUUCUGAGGACAUCAUGCAGCAGAUGCCAGAGGAAGGACGGCAGUUCCAGACAGUAGACAGACACUGGAAGGACAUCAUGAAGUUUUGUGCUAAAGAUCCAAAGGUGCUUGCUGCUACUUCUUUAACAGGCUUAUUGGAAAAACUACAGAAUUGCAAUGACCUUCUGGAGAAAAUCAUGAAAGGACUGAAUGCAUACCUUGAGAAGAAGCGACUUUUCUUCCCUCGCUUUUUCUUUUUAUCUAAUGAUGAAAUGCUAGAGAUUUUGUCAGAGACCAAAGAUCCACUCAGAGUUCAGCCACACUUAAAAAAAUGCUUUGAGGGCAUCGCUAAAUUGGAGUUCCUGACUAAUCUGGAUAUUAAAGCCAUGUAUAGCUCAGAGGGAGAGCGAGUGGAGCUGAUUGCACUGAUCUCCACAUCUGCAGCAAGGGGCGCUGUAGAGAAAUGGCUCAUCCAAGUAGAAGACCUAAUGCUCAGAAGUAUCCAUGAUGUGAUUGCUGCCUCCAGACUGGCUUAUCCAGAAUCUGCAAGAAAAGACUGGGUCAGAGAGUGGCCUGGCCAGGUUGUUCUUUGUGUGUCUCAAAUGUUCUGGACUUCUGAGACACAGGAAGUCAUAAGUGGUGGAACAGAGGGAUUAAAGAAAUACUACAAGGAACUUCAGUAUCAACUAAAUGACAUUGUGGAGCUGGUGAGAGGGAAGUUGUCUAAGCAGACCAGGAUCACACUGGGGGCUUUGGUUACGAUUGAUGUCCACGCUAGAGAUGUCGUCAUGGACAUGAUUGAAAUGGGUGUCUCACAUGAUACAGACUUCCAGUGGCUCGCUCAACUUCGGUAUUACUGGGAAUCUGAGAAUGCUCGAGUUCGAAUCAUUAACUGCAACGUAAAAUAUGCUUAUGAGUAUCUUGGCAACUCACCCCGACUUGUCAUAACUCCUUUAACUGACAGAUGUUACAGAACAUUGAUAGGUGCCUUCUAUUUAAACCUUGGAGGUGCUCCAGAAGGACCAGCAGGCACAGGAAAGACGGAAACCACCAAGGACCUGGCUAAAGCCCUGGCUGUGCAGUGUGUAGUGUUCAACUGCUCUGAUGGGCUAGACUAUCUCGCAAUGGGAAAGUUUUUUAAAGGACUGGCUUCUUCGGGCGCUUGGGCUUGCUUUGAUGAGUUUAAUCGAAUUGAACUGGAAGUGCUGUCUGUGGUGGCGCAGCAGAUUCUUUGCAUUCAGAGAGCGAUUCAGCAGAAACUAGACGUGUUUGUUUUUGAAGGGACAGAACUUAAACUCAAUCCAAACUGUUUUGUAGCUAUUACUAUGAAUCCUGGCUAUGCAGGACGUUCUGAGUUGCCAGACAACCUCAAGGUUCUUUUCAGAACAGUAGCUAUGAUGGUUCCAAACUAUGCCCUCAUCGCAGAAAUCUCCCUCUACUCCUAUGGAUUUCUGAACGCAAAACCUCUGUCUGUGAAGAUAGUGAUGACCUACAGGCUGUGCUCAGAGCAGCUGUCCUCACAGUUUCAUUAUGACUACGGAAUGCGAGCAGUGAAAGCGGUGUUAGUGGCAGCUGGGAAUCUCAAACUAAAAUACCCCAAUGAAAAUGAGGACAUACUGCUUCUUCGAUCAAUUAAAGAUGUAAAUGAACCAAAGUUUCUAUCACAUGACAUACCCUUGUUUAAUGGAAUAACUAGUGACUUAUUUCCUGGUAUUAAGCUUCCUGAAGCAGACUACAAAGAAUUUUUGGAAUGUGCACAUGAAACCUGCCAAACACAUAAUCUUCAGCCUGUUAAAUUUUUUCUUGAAAAAAUUAUUCAGACAUAUGAAAUGAUGAUUGUUCGACACGGUUUCAUGUUGGUAGGAGAGCCUUUUGCUGCCAAGACAGAGGUGUUGCACGUGCUGGCAGACACUUUAACUCUUAUGAACGAACGCAACUAUGGAGAUGAAGAAAAGGUCAUGUAUAGGACCGUAAACCCCAAAUCAAUUACUAUGGGCCAACUCUUUGGGCAGUUUGACCCAGUGUCUCAUGAGUGGACUGAUGGCAUUGUGGCAAACACAUUUAGAGAAUUUGCCUUAGCAGAAUCACCUGACCGGAAAUGGGUUGUAUUUGAUGGUCCUAUUGAUACUUUGUGGAUAGAGAGUAUGAAUACAGUAUUGGAUGAUAAUAAAAAGCUUUGCCUUAUGAGUGGAGAAAUCAUUCAAAUGUCCCCUCAAAUGAGCCUCAUCUUUGAAACAAUGGACCUUUCACAGGCUUCGCCAGCCACUGUGAGUCGCUGCGGCAUGAUUUAUUUGGAACCUUCACAGUUAGGAUGGGAGCCACUUGUGGCUUCAUGGUUGAAUUCAUUGAAAGAGCCUCUAAAUGAACUAGAACAUCAACAUCUGCUGAAAGAACUUUUCAACUGGCUAGUACCACCUUCCUUAGUAUUUCGGAGGAAGAAAUGCAAGGAGCUGAUUCCUACAAGCAACAUCAACGCAGUUGUGGCACUCACCCGCCUCAUUGAAACACUGCUCUGUUCCGUGGUGGAGCAUGAACCCAGUAGCAAGCACAUUCGUGUCUGGACUAUGGCCACUUUUAUAUUCUCUUUGAUUUGGUCAAUUGGAGCAAGUUGUGAUACAGAUGGUCGUCUUGCUUUUGAUAAUUUCCUACGAGUAAUUGUAACAGGAAAAAAUGAAGAUGCCCCAAUGCCAGUCUCUAUCAGUAAAUGGGAAUGCCCAUUUGAUGAGAAGGGCCUAGUCUAUGACUACAUGUAUGAGUUAAGAAACCGAGGUCGCUGGCUCCAUUGGAAUGAAUUGAUUAAAAGUUCUGAUUUAGAAGACAAACGUACCAAGAUUCAAGAUAUUAUAGUCCCUACAAUGGACACUAUUAGAUAUACUUUCCUAAUGGAUUUGAGUAUUACCUAUGCAAAGCCGCUGCUUUUUGUGGGUCCCACUGGUACUGGAAAGUCAGUGUAUGUGAAGGAUAAACUAAUGAAUCACUUGGAAAAGGAAAAGUACUUUCCUUUCUAUGUUAAUUUCUCUGCUCGGACCAGUGCCAAUCAGGUUCAGAACAUCAUUAUGGCUAGAUUGGACAAAAGGCGCAAGGGAGUAUUUGGACCUCCUAUGGGAAAGAAGUGUGUAGUGUUUAUAGAUGAUAUGAACAUGCCUUCACUGGAGAAAUAUGGAGCCCAACCUCCUAUUGAGUUAUUACGGCAGUUUUUUGACUGUGGACACUGGACUCGGGGCACAGGGCUGGCAGCUGUUCAGCUUCGUGAUGCAGGCCACGGCUGGUCAGCUGGUCACUGUCACACAGAAGAGGGUCACGGCCCCCUGGAUGUGCCUCCCGAGUGUGCCUGCCACUUGUUGCGCCUUGCGUUCCAGCAGGUGCAGAUCGGGCCCAGAAUGACAGCUCCCAAGAUUGACCAGAUAGUUGGGCCAACAAUCAUUAAGACUGGCAGAGAAGCCCAGCUCUGGCCGAGAAACUUCCAGCCUGAGCUCGCCACAAAGCCCGAGACCUCAGUGAGCACAAAGCUGACCGCCCACAGAUCAGAGGCUGCACAGAACAGGGGUGAAGUGAGGAGACACAUGCCUGCCAGGUGCAGAGAGGGCAUCAGGAGCCCAGCCCCCAUGCACCAGGCAUUGGACCCCAGCAGUGACGAUGACAUUGAGGAGGCCAUCCAGCUGUACCAGCCUGAGAAAACCAGGAAGGAGGCCAGUGGGGACCCAUCUCUGAGAGCCCAGCUGAAAGAGGGAAGCUCUGGCAGUGCCCAGCCAAGUGCCUUGCCUGAAGUCCACAGGAGACUCCCUAGCAAGAAAAAGCUGGCAGUUCCAAAGAUUAUGGACACCACCCAGGGGGGCCUCCACCCUGAUCCCCUUUCCAAGCUCCUAACAGAUUCGAGAGCCUCUGUACCUCCAGGACACACAACUGCCAAGAGUGAAGCUGUGUACCAGGCCUCACGCCUAGCAGACACAUCCACCAAACUGAUGUGCACAGAAGUGAUCCUGGGCGUCUCCAAGACCAUCCUGUCAGCCUCCAUGGGAGUCAGUGACAGGCUCCAUCCAGGAACACACUCUUCUGUCCCCAACCCAUGCCUCCCUGCUCUGAAGGUGACAGCAGCAACAUUGACAGUGAUGACAGCAUCAAGCAGGAGAUCCAGAUUUUUUUGGCCCUCAAGGCUUCGUGUAAGAAGGUCAGAUUUGGCAGCAGAGACUCCAUGUGGGAAGAAGCUGGGCAACCUUCCAGGGGACGGGAAAGACCACAGACAGCAGGCACUAUGGCGCUGUCUGCCCAAGUUCAAAGACAGCCCAAGAAGAAGCCCAGGAAGUACCUUCAGCAGCAUGGCAGAGAGGGUGAAGUGGGGUGGCACAGGGGGCAAGGGUUCAACCCCUGCCAUUCUCCCCAGGAAGAAAAGUCCAGAAGGGGCUCCUCCCUCUAAGUCCACAGGAGCCAGUGGCCACCCUCCUUCUGCCUCCAGCCCCACAUCUGAGGACAGUGCAGUGGACAGUGGUGACAACAUUGAGCUAGAGAUCAGGAGGUUUUUGGUAGAAGAGGCCAAGGAGUCUAUACACAACGCAGAACCUCUAGGGGGCGCUGCCAAGCCGGAGAUGCCCUGCCCUGGUGUCCGUCCAGUAGCUCAGGCCGGCAAUAAACAUGGUGAACUCAGUCCCUUAGCCCUGUUUGCCUUCUUUGUGAACCGUUGCAAAGAUAAUCUUCACGUCGUGGUGGCCUUUAGCCCUAUAGGAGAUGCCUUCCGAAAUCGUCUGAGACAAUUCCCAUCUCUCAUCAAUUGUUGUACUAUUGAUUGGUUUCAGCCGUGGCCUGAAGAUGCUCUUGAACGUGUAGCUGUGAAUUUCCUAGAAACCGUGGAGCUCACUGAGGUUGAGCGACAAGAGAUAGUUCCGAUCUGUAAACACUUUCACACUUCCAUUAUGCGCCUCUCAGAAAGGUUCUUAGAAGAGUUAGGACGACAUAACUAUGUUACCGCUACUUCUUAUCUUGAACUUAUUGGCUCAUUUCGGCAGCUUUUAACUAAAAAACGGCAAGCUGUCAUGGAAGCAAAACAGCGCUAUGUGAAUGGACUUGACCAGUUAGCUUUUGCUGAGUCUCAGGUUGGUGAGAUGAAGCUGGAGCUUGUUGAGUUACAGCCCAAACUGGAGGCAGCUAAAGUUGAGAAUGCACGUAUGAUGCAGGUAAUUGAGAUAGAAUCUGCACAAGUAGAAGCAAAAAGAAAGUUUGUAAAGUUAGAUGAAGAAAUAGCCAGCGGGAAGGCUGAGGAAGCCCAAACUCUGAAAAACGAGUGUGAGAGCGACCUGGCUGAGGCAAUUCCAGCCUUGGAAGCAGCACUGUCUGCACUAGACACACUUAAGGAAACUGAUAUUACAAUUGUAAAAUCAAUGAAGAAUCCUCCAGCUGGUGUUAAACUAGUCAUGGCUGCUGUUUGUGUCAUGAAAGAUAUAAAACCAGAAAAGAUUUCAGAUCCUUCAGGAACUGGAGGCAAGAUAUUUGAUUACUGGGGACCUAGCAAAAAACUCCUAGGAGAUAUGAAUUUUCUCCGAGAUUUGCGGGAGUAUGACAAGGACAACAUCCCAGUGGCUGUUAUGCAGAAGAUUCGCAGUGAAUAUUUGACGAACCCCGAAUUUGAUCCCCCUAAGGUCGCUAAAGCUUCUUCUGCUGCUGAGGGUCUGUGCAAGUGGAUCAUGGCUAUGGAAGUAUAUGACAGAGUUGCAAAGGUUGUGGCUCCAAAGAAAGCUCGUUUAGCAGAGGCCCAGAAGUCCUUAGCAGAGACAAUGAUGCUUUUGAAUCAGAAGAGAGGGGAACUGGCCCAAGUAGAGCAUCAUUUGGAAAACUUACAGAAGACGUUCCAAGAGAAGACAGAGGAAAAGGCAGCUCUAGAGGAUCAGGUGGAACUGUGUGCUAAGAAGCUGGAACGAGCCUCCAAGCUAAUUGGAGGGCUUGGUGGAGAAAAGUCAAGAUGGUCUCAAGCUGCAAAUGACCUUCAAAUAACAUAUGAAAACCUAACUGGUGACGUCUUGGUGUCAGCAGGAGUCAUAGCUUACCUUGGUGCUUUCACUUCUGGAUUUCGACAAGAGUGUACGGAAAAUUGGAGCAAGUUGUGCAAGGAUAAAAAAUUCCCAUGUUCAGAGGAGUUCUCGCUGAGUAAAACCUUGGGGGAUCCAGUCAAAAUUAGAGCUUGGAAUAUUGCCGGGCUACCAACAGACGCAUUCUCCAUAGACAACGGUGUGAUCGUUAAUAAUUCUAGACGGUGGCCUUUAAUGAUUGACCCCCAGGGUCAAGCCAAUAAGUGGAUCAAAAACUCUGAGAAAGAUAACCAGCUCAGUGUUAUUAAGUUAUCUGACACAGACUAUAUGAGAACCUUGGAAAACUGCAUUCAGUUUGGAACUCCACUUCUCCUGGAAAAUGUUGGUGAAGAUCUGGAUCCAUCUUUGGAGCCUUUGUUACUCAGACAAACUUUUAAACAAGGUGGUAUCGAUUGCAUCCGACUUGGUGAAGUCAUUAUUGAAUAUUCUUUUGAUUUUAAAUUUUAUAUCACUACAAAACUGAGAAACCCACACUACAUGCCAGAACUAGCUACAAAAGUGUCUUUGCUCAAUUUCAUGAUAACUCCGGAAGGGCUUGAGGAUCAAUUACUAGGCAUCGUCGUCGCAAAGGAGAGGCCAGAGUUAGAGGAGGAGCGGAAUGCCCUCAUUCUUCAGUCUGCGGCUAACAAGAAGCAGCUGAAGGACAUAGAGACAAAGAUCUUAGAAACACUAUCUUCUUCAGAAGGGAACAUUUUGGAAGAUGAAAGUGCAAUAAAAGUCUUAGACUCUGCCAAAAUGAUGUCUAAUGAGAUCACGAAGAAACAGCAGGUUGCAGAAAAAACAGAGCUAAAAAUAGCAGAGUCACGAGAAGGAUACAGACCCAUCGCCAAACAUUCGUCAGUGCUAUUCUUUAGCAUCGCAGACCUGGCUAACAUAGAUCCCAUGUACCAAUACUCUCUCAUCUGGUUUGUGAACCUUUACAUCAACUCUAUUCACGACAGCAACAGAUCCAAAAUCUUGGAAAAGCGGCUGCGCUAUUUAAAUGACCACUUCACGUACAAUUUAUACUGUAACAUAUGCCGCUCUCUGUUCGAGAAAGACAAGUUGUUGUUCUCCUUUUUGUUGUGUGCUAACCUUCUUCUGGCCAAGAAAGAGAUUGAAUACCAGGAACUGAUGUUUCUUCUAACUGGAGGAGUAAGUCUUAAGAGUGCUGAAAAAAAUCCUGAUCCAGACUGGCUACAGGAUAAAAGCUGGGAGGAGAUUUGUCGAGCAAGUGAACUUCCAGUCUUCCAUGGACUCAGGGAGCAUUUUUGUAAUUACAUAUAUUUGUGGGAGGAAAUCUAUGACAGCAAAGAGCCGCACAAUAUGAAACUUCCAGAACCAAUGGAUAAGACACUGAACGAACUGCAGAAAAUAAUCAUUCUUCGCUGUCUAAGGCCUGACAAGAUAACCCCAGCUAUAACAAAUUAUGUAACUGACAAGCUAGGGAAAAAAUUUGUAGAGCCUCCACCAUUUGACUUGACGAAGAGUUACUUGGAUUCAAAUUGCACCAUUCCUUUAGUUUUUGUGCUGUCUCCUGGAGCAGACCCCAUGGCAAGCCUGCUGAAAUUUGCAAAUGAUAAAUCUAUGUCUGGAAAUAAAUUUCAAGCUAUUUCACUGGGACAAGGGCAAGGACCAGUUGCGUCAAAAAUGAUUACAUCGGCAAUAGAAGAAGGAACUUGGGUUUGUCUACAAAACUGUCAUCUUGCUGUCUCCUGGAUGCCCACAUUGGAAAAAAUAUGUGAAGAUUUUUCGCCUGAAACCUGCAAUCCAAGCUUUAGGCUUUGGCUCACAAGCUAUCCAUCUCCAAAAUUCCCAGUAACAAUUCUACAGAAUGGAGUAAAAAUGACUAACGAACCUCCCACGGGUCUUCGGCUAAAUCUCCUUCAAUCAUACCUCUCUGAUCCAAUUUCUGAUACUCAGUUUUUCAAGGGAUGCCCCGGCAAAGAACUGGCAUGGGAGAAGUUGCUUUUUGGAGUUUGCUUUUUUCAUGCCCUUGUUCAAGAGAGAAAGAAAUUUGGUCCUCUGGGUUGGAAUAUUCCCUAUGGAUUUAACGAGUCUGACCUACGCAUCAGUAUCCGGCAGCUGCAGUUGUUUAUAAAUGAAUAUGACACAAUCCCAUUUGAAGCUAUCUCUUACCUCACUGGGGAGUGUAACUACGGAGGGAGAGUGACAGACGACUGGGACAGGCGCCUCCUGCUGACUAUGCUGGCUGACUUUUACAACUCACUCAUGAUUGAAAACCCCCACUACAAGUUCUCGCCCAGUGGAAACUAUUUUGCGCCUCCCAAAGGCACUUACGAUGACUACAUUGAAUUCAUUAAGAAACUUCCAUUUACUCAAGAACCCGAGAUAUUCGGAUUACAUGAAAAUGUUGAUAUCUCCAAAGAUCUUCAACAAACAAAAAUCCUUUUUGAGUCCUUGCUCCUCACCCAGGGUGGCGCCAAACAGUCAGGCUCCUCAGGAAGCACUGACCAGAUCCUGUUAGAAAUUACUGAAGAUAUCCUCACACAGCUCCCAAAUGAUUUUGACAUUGAAGCAGCACUGAAGAGUUAUCCUGUGAGGUACGAAGAGAGCAUGAACACUGUGUUAGUGCAGGAAAUGGAACGGUUUAACAAUUUAAUUAGAACUAUACGUAAUACUCUACGGGACCUCAAGAAGGCUAUUAAAGGCGUGGUUGUGAUGGACUCUGCAUUGGAAGCACUUUCUGGCAGCUUGCUUAUUGGAAAGGUUCCAGAAAUGUGGGCAAAACGAUCGUACCCAAGUCUGAAGCCCCUUGGAAGUUACAUCACAGAUUUCCUGGCCCGGCUGAAGUUUUUAGAGGACUGGUUUGCCUUUGGGAAACCCAGUGUGUUUUGGAUCUCUGGCUUCUUUUUCACCCAAGCCUUUUUAACUGGAGCUAUGCAGAAUUUUGCCAGAAAAUACACCAUCCCUAUCGAUUUACUAGGCUACGAAUUUGAGGUGAUUCCUUUCGAUAACGCUACCUAUCCACCAGAAGAUGGCGUUUAUAUUCACGGAUUGUAUCUUGAUGGAGCACGCUGGGACAGGAUCAGUGGACUGCUUGCUGAACAAUACCCCAAGCUUCUGUUUGACCUGAUGCCCAUCAUAUGGAUAAGACCAAAUCUAAAGACUGAUAUUGUGAAGACAGAUGCGUAUGUCUGUCCCCUCUACAAGACAAGCGAACGUAAGGGAACUCUUUCCACUACAGGACACUCUACCAACUUUGUCAUUGCAAUGUUGUUGAAGACAGACCAGCCCGCUCAACACUGGAUCAAGCGUGGGGUGGCUUUGCUCUGUCAGUUGGAUAACUAA